AUGGACUUCAUCAGCUUUAAACGGGACUUUUUCAACGGACUGAAUCCUGAGCCGAUGGAAAGCUUUAGAGAUAAAGCAAUAUCCUUCUUUGAAUCUUUGGAACUGUACGAAAGGGCCCUUCUGCUGUGUACUGAUGAAAAUCAACGAUUCGAGAUUUUGCUUAAGCUGAAUAGACUUGAAGAUGCCCUGAAAAAUGCCAACUCGCUAAUAAAAUAUGAAAAAUUGGGAAGAAGGUUUCUAAGUCUUGGCGAGUUUAAUAGAGCCUCCGAGUGCUUUUUGAAGUCCAACGAUCUUGACAGUCUACUCUUGACGGAUGCUUUUGGUGAUAAAAAGUAUCUUGGAUAUGUGGCCAAAAAAGCCAAAGAAAAUGGUAGAAACAACUUGGCCUUUCUGGCUGGCUAUAAGAACAAGGACUACGAGCUUUGUGCAAAGCUGCUCAAGGAUACUCCGUUUUACCAAGCAUUUAAACAGUUCUAUACUGAAUAA
Vittaforma corneae ATCC 50505 is the source of this 486-nucleotide messenger RNA. RefSeq lists its product as uncharacterized. The record is from RefSeq and is a predicted model, not a curated record. Gene Ontology annotation, cellular component: membrane coat. Gene Ontology annotation, biological process: intracellular protein transport; vesicle-mediated transport. The coding region runs from base 1 to 486 and encodes 161 amino acids. Gene Ontology annotation, molecular function: structural molecule activity. Lineage: Eukaryota; Fungi; Microsporidia; Nosematidae. The transcript has a single exon.